Brassica rapa (field mustard) is the source of this 3458-nucleotide messenger RNA. RefSeq lists its product as uncharacterized. Gene Ontology annotation, molecular function: protein binding; histone acetyltransferase activity. The record is from RefSeq and is a predicted model, not a curated record. Gene Ontology annotation, cellular component: transcription factor TFIIIC complex. Gene Ontology annotation, biological process: transcription initiation at RNA polymerase III promoter. Lineage: Eukaryota; Viridiplantae; Streptophyta; Magnoliopsida; Brassicales; Brassicaceae.
UGAAUUCAACUUAUAUAUGUUCUUCAUUGCGUUUCCUUUCCCCUUGAAAUUGAUUACUAAAUUAUAAGUUUGUAAUUGGGAGAUUCGGUCUUACCGGACAUAUAAGAAAAAAACAGGAGUUGCGGAAGAUUGCUUCAAGUUUCUUGUGUGUUUCCCGAUAUCGGCGACGGCGAAUAUUUCUCGCGGCUUCAAAAACCCUUUACUGUUUCUUUAUGAUAAAUAAAAUUAAAUUAAGGCCCAUUAUUAUUAAAGAGAACUUCGGCGUCACGGCGAUUCGAAGUCGGGCCUCAAUAUCAUUCGUUAAACGACACCGUAUGAACGAGCGAGCAAGGCUUGAAAGCCCUUAACUACAGAAUUGAUUUUGGGCUUAUAGCCCAUAGAUAAACAGACGACUUCUUACCCAGAGAAAAUAAAUAAUAUCCUUUGAACCAGGAGCGAGCAGAGCAGGUUGACUUAUCUCGAAUUAAAAAAAAAAGUAAAAAAAAAGAGGAUCUCAGCUGCAUCAAUGCGAUUCGAACUAGGGUUUCCGUAGUGAAUCAAAAUCGGUAGUUUCGUCUCGUCGCAAAGCAAGUUCUUUUCCCUCCAAAAUUGAGCUGAAUUUGACGAUGGCGUCGCGGUUCCAGGAGGCGUCACUGGUUACUUCGCCAUCGUACCCUAACGCCGUCGCUUGGUCAUCGGAAAAUCUGAUCGCCGUCGCCGCUGGCCACCUCGUCAUCAUCCUCAAUCCGGCAUUGCCAAGUGGACCUCGUGGGGUGAUCUCAGUCCCUAACGCGGAGCCUUAUCAGAUUGGCAAGGUUCGCUAUGAAGAUUUGCUUAGUGGUGGACUCUUACCUUCGAGUUUGAAGAGGGAAAGACAUCCCUCUGUCCGCUCUCUCUCAUGGUCUCACUUAGGAAUGUCUCAAAACUACGGCUGCUUACUGGCUGUUUGCUCAGCAGAAGGCAGGGUUAAGCUAUACCGACCUCCCUUUUCUGAUUUCUCUGCUGACUGGCUCGAGAUUGCCGAUGUAUCUGAUUUGCUUUUUGAGAAUCUAUUAAGCAUCAACUUUGGAGAAUCCAACAAUCCUUCUUCUACCUCAUUAUCUAACAAGGAUCAAGUGGUGCAACCUGACCAUGAAGAUGAUGAAAGGAUUCCAAUUCUCAGGACACGCAAGCGAAGAAAAACGAGCCUAGACAACAUAAACUUGCGUGAAAUGGAUAUUUCAGAUCAAGCAUCAUGUUCCAAGCAAGAUAACCAAACGGUGAAUAAUGUACUUGCGAUUGAAUUGUAUGAACAGCCAAGCAAUGCUCACAAUUGUCACUCUUUGCCUAAAGCUCCGAAAAAGUGCAGUCGAGAGAUAAGUCCAGAGAAGUAUGUUUCUCGUGAGGCAUUAUUGUCCUCUCUUUCUGUCGCCUGGUCCUCUUUACUAACCUUCUCAACAGAAGGUUCUUCUUGUCAGAAUCUGUUAAGAUUCUCUCUUUUGGCAAUUGGUUCAAAGUCCGGUUGUGUUUCCAUAUGGAAAGUCCAUGCACCAGAAAGCUAUCACAUUGAACGUGGCAAUGUAUCUCCCAACGUGGAACUUACAGCUAUUAUUCAGGCCCAUAGUUCAUGGGUUUCAACGAUGAGUUGGGGAAUUUCUGGCUGCGAUUCUUCCAAUCCGCAAAUGCUGUUGGUUACUGGGAGUUGCGAUGGUAGUGUGAAGAUUUGGAUGAGCAACAAAGAAGACUUGCAAAAAUCUGUUGAGGUCUACACAUCUUCAUUUUUUCUAUUAAAACAGGUUGUAGCGGUGAACCUUGUUCCGGUUUCAACGCUUUCAUUUGUUGUGAACAAUUACUCUGAUGAAAUGCGCUUGGCAAUCGGCAAAGGAUCUGGUUCCUUUGAAGUAUGGAAGUGUGAAAUAUCUACCAGAAAGUUUGAACAAGUUGCUUCAACUAAUGCUCAUGACCAAGUGGUUACGGGUUUAGCUUGGUCAUAUGAUGGCCGUUGUUUGUACAGUUGCAGUCAGGAUAAUUAUGUCCGAAACUGGAUCUUAUCUGAGAAUACCAUCUCUGAAGUGCCAAUUCCUGCAAACACUCCUGGUCUCAGUAGCACAAGUGAUCUUCCUGACGACUUUCUGUCAUGUCUUGGUGUUGCAUUGUCCCCUGGAAACCUUGCUGUUGCUUUGGUCCGCAGCUUUAAUAUUGAACUCUUGAAUCCGAUGUACGAAGCAAGGUCACAGAAGGCUGCUGUAGAGUUCAUAUGGAAUGGUGCACAACAAUGUGGAGAAUCGGAAUAUUGUUCGGAGACGAUAACCGAAGCUAUUCUGGGAUUCUCCAAGAACGAAUACGCAUACUGGGAAUCUAAUUUGCUAUGGUCGUUGAAAGAGUUCAAAGAUUAUAAUAAGCCUCUAGUUCUUUGGGAUAUGAUAGCAGCUAUGUUGGCGUUCAAACAAUCAAUGCCGGAGUUUGUUGAAUUGGUAACAACCAAAUGGCUCUCUGUGUCGUACCUUGGGUUUCAUGCUGAUAUCCCCAUGGAAGAUCUUGUACCAAAGAUCUCCAAACGCUUCUCUGAUGUUCCUUCAAGGUUAUUACAUAUUCUCAACGUAAUCUCCAGACGUGUAAUGUUAUCAGAGCUCAAAACGGAUGAAAUCAACAGAAAACUGCAAGGUCAGAGAAUGAACAAUGAAGAAGAGACUGAUCUGUGGCUCAAACUGCUCCAGGAAAGCGAAAGAGAGCUCCGGGAAAGAUUGGUUGGUCUCAGCUUCUCCGCUUAUCUAACUGCUGAGUCAGCUCCUUCCACUGGGAACUGGCAUCCAGCGGGAUUGGCUCAGAUGCAACAAUGGGUUGAGAUCAAUCACGAUAUCGUCGAUAAUCAGCUCCAAACACUUUCAUUAGAAGUAAAAUCUAGUCUAACAAGAUCAAGUAGUAAUAGCACAGAAACCGCAUUAGAGGAAGAGACCUGUCCUUAUUGUGCGGCGCCAGUCCAUUUCAAGUCGCCAGAAGAAGCUGUUUGCCAAGCUCCGCACCAAAAGAAGAAGAAAGAGAGAUGCGAUCAAGGACACAAACUUGAGAGGUGUUGCGUCUCAAUGCAAGUAUGUCCACCCACUCCUUUAUGGUUCUGCAAAUGCUGCAACCGUUUGACUUUAGAGCUCGCUCCAGAGGCCUUAUUCACAUUGCCGUCGUUCCCGAAUGAUCUCAAGUGGCUUCCGGAAUAUUCCUUUAGCAAAGUUGCCUUCAAACCAUUCUGCCUCUUCUGUGGAAUUCUCUUGCAGAGAAAGCAGCCGGAGUUUCUGCUAUCUGCUUCACCUGUAUGAUAGUAAUAAGUUAUUAAGAAGGGUUAAACUUGAUACUGUAUUUAUUGGUUCUAUAGUUUUUUAUUUCACAAAUUAAACUUUUAAGAUGGUGAAUCUAAUCACCAAUCUUGUACCAUACAUUAACCAAUAGAUGUAAUGUACAAACUCGGCUAUCAAAAACAAUCUUGUCCCAUAUGUUUCUUCUUUGGA